AUGACCAAGAAGGGCCAACUGCAGAACUGCAAUUUGAUGAAGCACCAUAAAAGCAAGGCGCACAAGGCAGCGGUGAAGGAAUGGUUGAAGGAAGGGGGCUGUGUUGGUCCUAGUCCCGAUGCAGCCCUGGCAUUGAGUCAGUUUCAAGAGCUGAUGGAGUGCUUUGGCGAGAAAAGAUCAUUGACGCAAAAAGAGCUGCAAAUGGCAUGGUGUUUGGCAGAGGGGUUAAAAGCUUUGGACCAAACGUUCAUUGCGAAAUCUUCUCACAUUUCUUUGAUGCGGGAUGAGCGGCAUGGGCGGUUGGCCAUACGAUUCAUGGCUGUGGCCCCAGACUUGACAACUCGAAGAGCCACCUGGGUAUUUCAACUCACCCAAGCUGCUGCGGCCGAGGCUUCAGCCACAGAAGCUUGGCUGCUUCGGCCAAAUCGCCUGGCUGUUUCGGCCAGCAAGGGUUUCGAGAAGACAGACUGCUGUUUCGGCUUGGAAUAUAACCUCACAGACUGGUUCGGUCUUGGAGCCAGUUUGCUACCACAGUCCUAUGAGCUCUGCGACGAGUCGACAAUGGAGACAAGUGAUGUGGCUGCCUCGGCCAUAGACGAGACGACGUGGCUGCAUCGGCCAUACCACGGUUGCAUCGGCCGUGUGGCUGCCUCGGCCAUAGACGAGACGACGUGGCUGCAUCGGCCAUACCACGGUUGCAUCGGCCGUGUGGCUGCCUCGGCCAUAGAAGUACAGGCUGCUUCAGACCAGCACAUGGCCAUCGGAAAGCAAGCUUGCUUCCACUAUGCGGAUCGAAAUUGUGAGAAGAAAAGGAGUUAA
This is a messenger RNA of Cladocopium goreaui, 819 nucleotides long. The record is from the annotation of a GenBank genome assembly. NCBI's taxonomy places the organism in Eukaryota, Dinophyceae, Suessiales, Symbiodiniaceae.